Messenger RNA from Cajanus cajan (pigeon pea), 2319 nucleotides. RefSeq lists its product as uncharacterized. The record is from RefSeq and is a predicted model, not a curated record. NCBI's taxonomy places the organism in Eukaryota, Viridiplantae, Streptophyta, Magnoliopsida, Fabales, Fabaceae.
AGUGAAUUAAUCCAUUAAAAUUCCCCAUCCAAACAUACUAUAAGACUAUUUUAAAAAUUUAAAAUUAGAAUGAGGACGAGGACGAGUAUAAGACAAGUAAAUAUAUACACAUUCAUGUUUCUUUUUCAAAUUUAAUAAAUUAAGUAAUAUCUAUAUCUAUAUUUAUAUGGUCAAAUUGAAUAUCCUUUACCAAAAUUGAUACGAGUUAAAACAUUAUCCAAAAAAAUACGAGUUUAUUUAUCAUUUUUAAUACAACAUUCAUAAAGUUUUUGUCAUACUCAUGGGCCAUACUAACGAUGAAGACAAAAGAAGGCAGCAGGCCAGCAUAUUGUCCAAUAUAAGCCUCCUUCGGUCCUAAAACAAUUUGUGGGAUUAGUUAUAAACAAAUUUGAAUUCGUUCUUUGAUUCUUUUGCAACUUGGGUAAUUAUACUAUAGUGAAAGUUAUCAUUUAAAAAAUGAGAUAAUAAAAACAAAUUUUACGUAUUUAUAAGAAAAAAAUGUUUAAUCCUAAAAUUAGUGUCAUUCUCGUCUCUCCUAUUUCUUUCAUUAUCUUGACAUCAUCCCACUUUAGGUAUGCAAAUUAGGAUUCAAGAUGGUAUUAGAUAACUUUAAUAUGAUUAAUGCCUAAUAGAUAUGUAAAGGAAGUAUAUCACAAUGGUGCUUCCAUAGAUUGUUUCGUUUAUGAUAUAAUAUUGUGAUUCUAAUGGUGGUUUGUGGUGGUUAAUGACCUGUAAAGUAAUGUUAACAUGAAUGAAUGAUUAAAGUAGAGAAAAUACGUUUAUUUUUAUUUUAUUGUAUUUUUGGCUAAAGACUUGAAUCAAAAUGUAUGCAAAAGAAAAAAAAAAGUUUGCGAAUUCUAAGAAGAUGGGAUGAGUAUUUAUUUAUUUUUUCAUUCCAAUUAAUUAUCUCCCAAAUUUGUUGUUUUAAUCAAUGUUAUAUAAAUACAACAAAACACUCUAGUGUUACUUGUUGCUUUACAAAAGAUUCCAUAUCAAAACCCUAGGAUAUUAGGUCACAUGUGAUUUCAAAGUUCAAGCAUUUUUAGGACCUUGAUAACUUAUGUAUUUUAAAAUUGACGAUACACUUCUCCCUCCUUACUUUGACUAUCUUCUCUUUCAUUUCUCGUACUAAUAAAAUAGUCUAAAACUAGUCCAUACACAUGCAUAUGCAUACUCCAUAAAAAUCUCUUUUUGACCAUUCAUUCUUUUACCCCACAAAAUUCUUUUCCUUUGCUUUAUGACCGUACAACUAUAUAAGCAAUUCACAAACUUUAAAACCUCCAUUUUGGGGAUCUUUUUAAACCAUCAAUUGAUCCCUCGUUUUUUUUUUUUUUUACUAUUUUUUCAAGGUUAAUUAUUCUGGAAAAACAAAAACAAUUUUCUGAGUAUAUAUGUAAAACUCAAAGGGAUCAUCGAUUCGUAUUCGUGUUCUCCUUCCAUAGAAGUAGUUUGAUGCAUUUUCCAGCAUGGAGCUAUUGUCAAAUGAGCUUUUACAUUCAGAUGAUCACCGUGGAGCACUCCAUUUGCCACCUGUAUUGGAUAUAACAGAUAGAUCCAUGAAACAACUAAAUACUCAUCCAAUUACGACAAAUAAUCAUCAAAAUCUUAGUCGUUCAAUAUUUUUGAAACGAUCACGACAUUGUUACGGCCACCAAUAUUCUCGACGUAACUCUGCCAAUCAUGCAAAUGCAUCAUCAUCUCGUGGAAAAGAAUAUAAAGAGAAAGUGUUUUGUAAACCAGAGAGAAUCCGAUCAAGCUCCUUAGGGAUGGAUGCAAUAUCACUAGAUAAAAGAGAAAUGGUUUGUGGGAUUUGUGAGAAACUACUGAAUCGAAAAAUUAAUUUUAUGGGGAGUUCAAUGUCUUGCUGUGAGCUUUCAGUUGUGGCAGUUUUAGUAUGUGGUCAUGUUUAUCAUGCAAAUUGUUUGGAGAAGAGAACUAAAUUUGAAGAACUGCGCGAUCCACCAUGCCCUGUGUGUUCGAGUUUACUCGCGCAUGGCCAUGACAAUAAUUGACAACAAUUGUUCCCAAGAAGAUCAUAUGAAUGUCACAAAUUUUGAUCUUGAUCAUAGUUUUGUGGAAGAAAACAAAAGGAAAGAUAUAUAUGUCAUUUUGUUGCAAUUGAAUUGUAAGAGCUAGGUUAAAGAUCUUGUAAAUUGACAUGAUUUCUGAAUUAUCCACAGGGUUUGUGGAUUAAGAAUAAUUUGUAAUUUAUUUUAAUACUUUUUUAAGUUUCACAAGGUUAUUAUAGUAUUUGAGAACUUAAUUAUUUGGCUAUUUUAAUUUAGCAACAAUUUAGAAACUAUAGAAAUUGCAAAUAUU